UUUUUAAUCGUUCUUUUAAAACCACGCCGGUCCUUCCUCCUCCCAUCUCUGUUCUUUGCAUAGACUGCAAUCCAGUACGUGUCUAAUGAGAAGUAAACUCUGUUAGGCUCAUUGGGGCUUACUCUCAGGUAAAAGGAUUACAGCCUUAGUUGCUUUGCUGUUGAGCCUUUAAAAAUGACUGAAGUUGCCGUCGCUAUAUGAUGCCAAAAGUAAAACAUGCGUGCAGAGAUAAAGGGAUUCAGUUGGAGAUCCAAGUACUUGCAAGCUUAGCCUCUGACAAACAGUUUAAUGCGCGUGACUGACAGCUCGCGGAGGCUUCGUCCAAUCGGCGGGGCUGGCGGGGUGAGUCCCGUCUUUGAUUGGCUGGCGGAAGUGUGGGAAAGAUUGCGGAGAAGGUUUCACACGAAUUGGGAACUGCCGCCGGCUAUAAAAGCGGAGGGGGAAGCUUCUCCAAGCCAGCCAGGAGCGGAUCUUGCAGUUAUACAAGUGUGGGUGGUGGUAGUGGAGGAGACGGAAAAAAGAAAGGACGAGCCAGCCAGCCAGCCAGCCAGCCGCGCAUAAGGGUCUCCUCUUCUCCUCCUGUCCAUUUGCAUUGCCUUUUGAUGCCUGAUUGUAAAUACAGACCUUUGCCCCCACUUACUUAUUUCUUGGCGAGCUCCUUAAGCUGGGAUAAAUAAUAAUUGCUCCAACAGCAGCGACCUUAAAUCCAUUGGCUACUACCAACAUCGGAUGUACAGUCUUCUUUAUUUUUUUUAAUUAAAAACAAUCAGCUGAUCCGCUUUCCCCCCAUCCCUCCACUGAUAUACUUGCAACGUUGGUCCUUCCUCGUGUUGUGCUUUUAUUUUUUAAACUGUUGCAUUAAAAUCGAGAGGUUACUACUACAAAAAAAAUGCCGGCUGAUACCCUGGAGAAACCGACUGCCUCCCCUAUUGCGGGGGCCCCGGCCAGUGCCAGCCAGACACCCGAUAAACCCAAGAGCGCCAGCGAACACAGAAAGUCUUCCAAACCGAUCAUGGAGAAGCGACGCCGUGCCAGGAUUAACGAAAGCCUGGGCCAGCUCAAGACUCUCAUCCUGGAUGCUCUGAAGAAAGAUAGUUCCAGGCAUUCCAAGCUAGAGAAAGCAGAUAUCCUGGAAAUGACAGUGAAACACUUGAGGAACCUGCAAAGGGUCCAAAUGACAGCUGCCCUGAGUGCUGAUCCAACCGUUCUAGGCAAAUACCGGGCUGGAUUUAACGAGUGUAUGAACGAAGUGACCCGUUUCCUUUCCACCUGCGAAGGUGUGAACACGGAGGUCCGCAGCCGGCUGCUGGGCCACCUCUCCACUUGCCUGGGUCAGAUUGUGGCCAUGAAUUACCCCGCGCCGCCGCCUCCACCUCCAGCCACGAGCGGACAGCCUGCACAUCUGGCUCAGCCUUUGCACGUUCAGUUGCCGGGCCCUGCAGGAGGAGCCGGGGCAAUGCCAGUACCUUGCAAACUGAACCCCGCUGAAACCUUGUCGCCAAAGGUCUAUGGGGGCUUCCAGCUGGUGCCAGCUACUGACGGCCAGUUCGCUUUCCUAAUCCCUAACCCAGGCUUCCCACCGGGCAGUGGGCCUGUGAUUCCCCUCUAUGCCAAUGCAAACAUGCCAGUCUCUUCUGGCAGUUCAACAGCAACUCCUUCAGCCUCUCCGGUCCAGGGGCUCACAUCCUUUGCAGGGAGCCUAGCGCCCAUCUCCCAAAGUGCAGGGGAGCGCAAUGAAACUGUCUGGAGGCCUUGGUGACUCUCCAGUGACGCCCCCUCCUCUGCUCCCAUUCCCCCACAAAAGGACUUGAGCAUAUUUGAAUUUGGUUCCGUUGUAAGGAACCUGGAUUUCUGUUCUUUUUGUUUUGUUAAAUGCAUUAUUGUUCUCCCCCCCGCAAAAAAAACACUCUAUUUAUUCAUUUCCAAAGGUUGGGAUUUCAGUUUGUAUUCUUACUCCUUUUUUUAAUUAAAAAAAGUUUAUGUGAAAUGCUUUUUUUGGGGGGGGGGGAGGAAAAGUCUUAGUGCACAAUCCUAUACAGUGUCUGCUACAAAAGGAGGGUUAAGUCCAAUUGGUUUCAGGGGGGCUUGCUCCCAGGAAACUGGGUAUAGGAUUGCAGGGUUAGUAUUGUAUCAAAUAUUCCCAUAUGCUAUGCCAAAGCUUUUUUGUGUGAAUCUGUAUGACUGAGGUUUUGUUCUUGUUUUUUUAAAAAAUGUUGGAAGUUGUUUGUACAAAUAAAAACUUCCUUGAAAUAGAAA
This is a messenger RNA of Rhineura floridana, 2256 nucleotides long. It is a transcript of the gene HES4, whose product is annotated as hes family bHLH transcription factor 4. Gene Ontology annotation, biological process: anterior/posterior pattern specification; regulation of neurogenesis; regulation of transcription by RNA polymerase II. The coding region runs from base 890 to 1759 and encodes 289 amino acids. NCBI's taxonomy places the organism in Eukaryota, Metazoa, Chordata, Lepidosauria, Squamata, Rhineuridae. Gene Ontology annotation, molecular function: RNA polymerase II cis-regulatory region sequence-specific DNA binding; protein dimerization activity; DNA-binding transcription factor activity, RNA polymerase II-specific. The transcript has 5 exons. Gene Ontology annotation, cellular component: nucleus. The record is from RefSeq and is a predicted model, not a curated record.